UUCAUAAGUCCGCGAACUCAGCUUCAAUGGCUCUCAAACUGUCACGUUUCUUGAAUUACCAAUUUUCCACAAACGUAAAUAGUGUCUCUAUUCUGUAGAGAACACCAUCACCAUGGCUACUCUGAACAGCUGCACAGCGCCACCGUCUUCCUUCAUCUACAAAGAUUGCCGCCGGUUGGCCAGAACCCACCUCCAGCUACUCUCCUCCGACACGGGUAAAUUCUCCAGGCUAAUGGGUUCUUCACCACUUCUGCGUCGCUCAUCGUAUUGUUGCAGAAGCGCUAUAGAUAGUGAGAAUAAGAAGACAGAUAAUGGUGCGCCGGCAGCGGCGGAAGGUGCAGCUCCGGUGAGAGUAGUAGCCCUUGUUGGGGAAGGUAGUGUCAGCCCGCUUAAGUCCACACCUUGGUAUGAAGUCAUGCUCCACACUGCAAAAAAACUGAAAUGGGUUGAUGAUGAGUAUGAAAUGUUGGUAUUUCCCGACAACUUUUACGAAGCUGAUAAGACCAUAGUGCAGCUUAGGGAGGCACUACGCGAAGCAAAUAUUUUGAUGAUUGUUGCUGUUACAAAUCAAGAAUCUGUCGAAUGGAUUCAGGCCAAUUGUCAAGAUGUCUCAAACGUCAUAUGCUUCGACUCGUCUCCAGCUUUAGAAAACAAAUUAGGGGGAUCUGUUAUCCCAACCAAAACCACUGGAAGUAUAUUCAGCAAAUUACCGUUGCCUCAGCCAAAGAAAGUAAAGGAAUCAGAGGAAGUAGUUCGCUCUGUGUUUGAAGCGUGGGACAGACAAAAUUCUGAUGAUAUAAGGUUCUGUUUGUUAGUUAUAAUAAAUGCUUACAUCAGACCAGUUCCUAUUCUGAAGAACCUAAGGGCAAAGGGCUUUUCCACAUUGAAUUGCAUGGUAAGCAAUUGUGGGACUCAAAUUUUGAACUGUCUAUUGGAUCCAAAUUGUAGGAAAGCUCUUCAAUGCUUGAACAAGUGCAGUCCUGUGGACCAGGUAUGCAACUAUCAAUGUAUCGCUUCAUACGAGAGUCGACAACUAGAAGAGUUUUCUUUAUGCGUACUGCAGAAACAUAACUGUCUUGAAUUGGAUGCUAAGAUUCCAGAUAAACCUCUUGUUACCCCAAUGGUCCAGUUCCGAGGACAGGAUUUGGACUAUGAAACUGCCGAAGAUCUUUUUGUGGGCUGGUUGGGGAGUUUGGAUUGGAGUUGGCGUGUCGUAGCUGGGCAGAACCCAGCUUACGAUCAGUUCCCAUGCCAGUACCAGUUGUUUUAUAGAGGAAAGGCGAAGGGAUCAUUUUGGUAUGAGCCUGUUUUCCAGGUAAGAACCCUGGAUGGGGAUCUAGUGUGGAGACGAAGAAGAUAUCGUGUGAAAAGAGGAAAGAUUCCAGGAACAUUUUACUUCAGCGUCUUGGAUAAUGGAGUCAUUUCAAAUGAAUUCUGGACAAUUGUUGACGUGUCUGAUGAUUUUAGCUGGGGUUUGUUCCAUUACCAUGGAGCUGCUCGAGCUGCAGGACAGUCGUAUACUGGUGCAGUACUUGUUAGCAGAGAUGGCUUGUAUCCGGAUGAGAGCCAGAACCCGCGAUUAGUAGCUGCUCUAGAUAGAUGUAGCAUCAAGGAGUGGGAGCUAUUUACCGUUGAUAAUUGUUCGUGCCAGAAUCCACCUUUAGGUCUGCCGGAGGGUUCAAGCUUGCAUUAUAAGAUCAGAGCUGAAGAUUCGGAAAGUUCAUCGAUUAGCGUUUGAAGACAAUAUCUAAAUUUCACAAUCACAAUUCUUCAACGUAAAUACUGUGAAAGAUUGUCGACACUGCACGCAAAUCAUCGCACAAGUGUAAUGCAUCAAGGUGCUGCUCGGAUCUUUCAAAUUCUUUUUGUUGCUCCAACUUCUGCACUUCCGAAAGGAACUGGAGAGAAAGGUUUGUUCUUUCAACAACCAAGUUUGAUAAGUCUUUAGGUUGAUGCAAUCAUUAUAUUACAUCAUCUGUGUAAAUUCAUAGCAAAAGAGCUACUUCGUACUUCGUACCAAAAAUGUUGUAAUUGCAAAUAUGCAAAUUUGCUCACUUGAUGGCACGAAAGUUAAAACCUUCU
Messenger RNA from Sesamum indicum (sesame), 2082 nucleotides. RefSeq names its product violaxanthin de-epoxidase-like protein. Gene Ontology annotation, biological process: xanthophyll cycle. Gene Ontology annotation, molecular function: violaxanthin de-epoxidase activity. NCBI's taxonomy places the organism in Eukaryota, Viridiplantae, Streptophyta, Magnoliopsida, Lamiales, Pedaliaceae. The record is from RefSeq and is a predicted model, not a curated record.